AAUAACACAUUCUGCGUAACCUACUCGCUCGGACCUGGAACUAUCCCGUUUGUGUUGAGCGCUGAGGUGUUUUUACCAGAGGUGAAGGGCAUUCUGUCCAUGCUGGUGAUCGAGUGGACCUGGCUAUGCAGCUUCAUUAUCCUCUUCAUCUUCAGCCCGCUGGUGGCCGCCAUCGGCCUUCACCAGAUCUUCUACCUCUUCGCCGCUGUCUGCUUCGCCACUUCUGUCUUCAGGUAUUUCUUCUUGCCGGAGACGAAGGGGUUGCCGGUCGACAUUAUACAGACGCUGUUUGAUAGGAAGCGAAACCGUCGUGCGUGAAUAAAAUUAUUGUUUU
Molecule: messenger RNA, 334 nt
Organism: Cydia amplana
Lineage: Eukaryota; Metazoa; Arthropoda; Insecta; Lepidoptera; Tortricidae
Product: facilitated trehalose transporter Tret1-2 homolog
Exons: 2
Biological process (GO): transmembrane transport
Cellular component (GO): membrane
Molecular function (GO): transmembrane transporter activity
Source: RefSeq, a predicted model, not a curated record